AUGUGGCCCAUUUGGGGUGAUUGGUCGUCCGUACACCAGGUAGCCCGUAUUUUCAGCCCGAAAAAUUCGGCGCCGAGCGAGGUCAGGUGGGCCGAGAAUUGCUGUGGUCCAAAUGGCCAUUGGCCCGUUGACGCAGUCCAGCAGGACUCGCUCCUUCGCGGUCUGGUCUUCGAAAAUUUUGACUGCCACCAACCACCGAGCGCCGCCGUUGUCCUUUCAGAGCAAGUGAGCAACGGAGCAGCCAUCACGUUGACCGGCGAUCCCAGAUUCCCCAACGGCCUCCCAGACCCUGCUCCCCUCUCUCCCGCCGACAUGGCCUCGCCGGCGCUCACCGACGACCUCCUGUCGGACAUCUUCCUCCAUCUCCCGGAGCCGGCCGACCUCGUCCGCACCUCGGCCGCCUGCGUCCCCUUCCGCCGCCUGGUCACGGACCGCGCGUUCCUCCGCCGGUUCCGCGCGCUCCACCCCGCGCCGCUCCUCGGCUUCCUCGACCACAACGGCUUCCACCCGGCGCUCCCGCCCCACGCCUCCGCGCCCGCGGCUCGCGCCGUCUCCCUCGCCGCUGAUUUCUCCUUCUCGUUCCUCCCCUCCUCCUCCACGGGCCGCGGCUGGGUCGUCCGUGACCUCCGCGACGGCCGCGUCCUCCUCGACCGCGCCCCCGAGGACGGCGGCGGAGACGAGCGCUCGGUCUUCACGGAGAUAGCGGUGUGCGACCCCUUGCACCGGCGGUGCGUCCUGCUCCCCGCGAUCCCCGACGACCUGGCCGCCGCGGUCGACCAGCCGCUCCGCGUGGAGUUCGACCGCUGGUGCGAGCCCUUCCUGGAUCCCAGCGGCCGCGGCGACCCCGAGGAUGAGACGUCGUUCGGGGUGAUCUUGAUGGUGCAGUGCAACGCCAAGCUGGUCGCCUUCGCCUUCUCCUCCAGCUCCGGGCAGUGGCGAGCCCCCGCGUCGCUGUCCUGGAGCGAUCUGAUGUCCGGCGUGGGCGUGUCCUCAAGGAGCCCUGCGUUCUCCGGGCGUCAAUACGCCCGCGGCUGCUUCUAUUGGGUGAUGGAUUGGAGGGACAAGUUGCUCGUGCUUGACACCAGGAGGAUGGAGUUCUCCAUUGCUGACCUCCCACCGGGCUGCCAUAGGCGACAGAUCGCCAUUGUGGAGGCAGGGGAAGGCAGGGUCGGUAUGUUUGCGCUCCGUGACCACGCUGCAGACGGCGCAGUUAGUCUUUUUUAUACUGUAAAGCAAGACGAUGCCGAUGGUUCCAGCCAUUGGCAGAUGGAGAAGACAAUUCCAUUGGAUCCUGAGUUCCGGCAUUACAUCAGGGGUGCAAUGGAGAGGUACAUACUCCUGCUAAGGUUUCCUGAACAUCUGAGCUCAGCAGGAGUGCAUGUAAGCUCAUCAGCAGAGACGGAAGACUUAGAAUGUUUUUCGAUGGACGUCAGGACCUUCCAGCUUGAGAGGGUGUGUCAAUUGAAGCAUCACAUUCUACGUGCCUACAUAUAUACCAACUUUCCUCCAUUGCUGUCUCCACAGAGUAUCUAAAGUGGUAAACUCCUUCCUCGAACAGUUAUUUCACAACUUUCCUGAUGCUUGAUAUUUACUUUCUGCGAGUCAUUGUCUUUUUAUGUAAUAGCACUGCGUAAGAACUAUUGGCAUUCUCCUCUUCCUAAAUGACAAUGCAGUGCUCCUGCAAUUUCUUCAAAAAAAAAACUAUCUUUGAUUUGUCAUUGAUAAUCUUGUCUAUUCAGUUCUGUUCUGAUGUGUUUUUUGUGUGAUUUGUAGUUUAUGUCAUCAGCUAGCACAAACAUUUAAUUUAUUUCCCAAUUGUUCCACUAGCAUAUCUUUCCAUUUAAAGAUAACUGGUCAAGACUUUGGUUUCAGUUUGUACAACUGAAACCAGAGAAAUUCAUGAUUUCUAAAAUAGAGUAGCUCUGAAUACGGUUCGAUUUGAAAUCAAAAUAUCACUUAAAAGGUGGUGGAGGCAGAGCCCUCUGAAUUUUUCUUGCGACAGUCAGAGUUCGAGCUUGUCACCUUCCACAAUGUCAGUCUUUCCAAGGCUUCAGGGAUGACUUUGAGCGUGCCACUCAUUCUUUAUGAUGGCAGAGCACCCAGAGAAUAUGUUGCAGUUAUCCUUUUACAAUCACUAAUGGGAUGACAAGUUCAUAUAUUGAUUGUCCCAACAAAGAACCACUUGGGGGUUCUGUUCCAACAGUAACCUAAGUUAUACACUGCUUAACGAAGGUGCCAGUUUGUAGGGUCUAAAAUUUUUGAAGGUUUUUUCUUUUUGUUUACUUUCUCGGAUGGGCUAUAACUUGUACUAUGAAUUACAAUGAUAUGAACAUGGUACUAAAAGAGAUUGUUUACUGUUACAUUUCUCAAUUCAGUUCAUUUCUCGA
Messenger RNA from Panicum hallii, 2387 nucleotides. RefSeq lists its product as uncharacterized. The transcript has a single exon. NCBI's taxonomy places the organism in Eukaryota, Viridiplantae, Streptophyta, Magnoliopsida, Poales, Poaceae. Gene Ontology annotation, molecular function: protein binding. Bases 1 to 1533 code for a protein of 510 amino acids. The record is from RefSeq and is a predicted model, not a curated record.